Messenger RNA from Monosiga brevicollis MX1, 1698 nucleotides. RefSeq lists its product as uncharacterized. Lineage: Eukaryota; Choanoflagellata; Craspedida; Salpingoecidae. Gene Ontology annotation, molecular function: metal ion binding; acid phosphatase activity. The transcript is spliced from 16 exons. The record is from RefSeq and is a predicted model, not a curated record. The coding region runs from base 1 to 1698 and encodes 565 amino acids.
AUGGCUUUGUCUCGAUCGUUGAGCUGGCUGCUGUGCCUGGUGGCCGUGAUUGGCAGUUCCCUUGUGGCAGGACACGUCUUUACUGCUCCAAACGCCCUCCACCUUUUUCAACCAAAUCGCGUUGAGCUGCAGCCAGAUUCCGACUUUGCCGUCUCCGUCAACCUCACCUCCCUGCAGCGUCAUGGCGAGUUCUGCGAGAUCUCGGUGACAAGUGCCAAGCCCAACAAGAAUGACUUUGUUGCCCUGUACCUGACGAGCGACGACGUCACCGCUACUACACCCAUCAAAUACCAGUUUCUCAACUAUGACCCAGCGUACCUGAGCAGCGGACGCAGCAAGCUGGUCUUUCAGCUGCUGAACAUGCGUGAGAACUUUGUCCUCCAUGCCUUUACCGGUGGCCCGGACCAUCCAACCUUGGUGGCCUCAUCAACCCCCAUCACCAACACCAUUGCAAACGUGCCGACGCAAGGACGUCUGGCGCUCACCAACGAUGAGGCUUCCGUGCGUGUCUCUUGGACAACCGGCAAAGUAGAGCAGCCACAGCUGCAAUAUGGCGUCUCUGAGACAAACUACACCGUUGUUCCACCCACCGCUACCCCCUACACGCGGGCACAGAUGUGUGGUGCGCCAGCUAAUACCAUUGGGUGGCGUGAUCCUGGAAUUUUGUACACGGCGGUCAUGACCAACCUCGCUCCGAAUACCCACGUUGUCUAUCGCUAUGGCGAUGCUGCCACAGACACAUUCUCGCCCUGGCGCUCGCUGCGUACACGCCCCCAAACCGGAGAUGCUUUUAACAUGAUUGCUUUUGGUGAUCUCGGCCAGCAUGUCAUUGACCAUUCUCUGCAACAAGAGGACAUGCCGGCCAGCCGCAACACCACCGACGGCAUCAUCGGCGAGCUUGCGGAUAAAUCGCUUCUGUUCCACAACGGCGACAUCUCCUACGCCCGGGGCUACGAGUCUCAGUGGGAGGAAUUUCAUGAUCAGAUUGAGCCGAUUGCUACGACUUUGCCGUACAUGACUGCGAUUGGCAACCAUGAGCGCGAUUGGCCCAACACCACGUCGGCCAUGCAUGGCACUGACAGCGGCGGUGAAUGCGGCGUUGCCUACGAAACUCGCUUUCUCAUGCCCACGCCAACAUUGGAUGACGUAUGGUAUUCGUUCGACUUUGGUGUGAUGCACCUCGUGGUCAUCUCCACUGAGCACAACUUUUCCGUGGGUAGCCCUCAAUACGAGUUUGUCAAGAAAGACCUCGAUCAGGUGAACCGGAAGAAUACCCCUUGGCUUGUUUUCGCCGGCCAUCGACCCUUUUACAUUGAUAGCACCGCCAAUUCGACCUACGAUGCAGACCAGCCCGUGGCAAAGGCACAGCGCGAUACGUUUGAAGACAUGCUGUACGAGCAUCAGGUGGACAUGAUCUGGGGGGCUCAUCACCAUUCUUACCAGCGCAGCUGCCCAGUGUACCGGGGUAAAUGCGGCGACACCAGCGACGGCUACGCUGGACCCGUCGUAGUGAAUCUCGGCAUGGCUGGUGCUGGCAACUCGCAAAACCUGGAGCCCAACCCCUCCAAGAUGUGGCAGGUGCUGGACGACACGCACCAUGGCUACAUGCGGUUUGCCUUUACAAGCACAGAGGUUCGCGGCGAAUACAUCCGUGGAGACGAUCUCCAGGCGCACGACUCGUUCUCUUUGAGCAAAUAA